AUGGGAGUUGUGGACGGAAAACCUGGAAACAGUGAACGAAAUAUUGAAAGAGAGAACCAUAGUGGUUCACUCAAACUUCCACGAAAGAAAAAGGGAGACAAAAGACAAAUGAGAAAAAAAUUGCAACGGAAAACAUCUCAGUCGAUGAAUGAUAGAGUUCAAAAGGAAUUGAAGAAAGAGAAACCAGGUCUGUUGGACAAGGAAAGAACAGAUUUGAGGUUCAACCGCAUCAAAGAGAUUCCUCCAGAUACAUUCAAGAAUCUAUCAAAGUUACAUACACUAUUAUUGAAUAACAACCAAUUGUCAAAACUACAAAAUGGCGUUUUCAAUGGACUCCAGGAGCUGAGAUAUCUGUAUUUAUAUAAGAAUAAAUUAAAGGAAAUAGAAGAUAGAGUGUUCCAAGAUCUCAAUAAAUUGGAACAGUUGUACCUACACUUCAACAAAAUCGAGAAACUAGGGUCUGGAAUAUUUUCAGAUAUGAAGAAUCUUGAAAGAUUGUUCUUGCACAACAAUAAGCUGAAACACAUAUCUCCUGGCGCUUUCAACCAUCUUGAUAAUCUGAAAAGACUGCGUUUGGACAGCAACGCUCUAGUAUGCGACUGUGAGAUGAUGUGGUUGGCCAAACUGCUCCAAGAAAAACGACAAAUAACGCAAGCGGCUGCAACCUGCCAGUUUCCGACGACCAUGGAGGGAAAAUCACUGGCAGAAGUCAACGAUAACGACUUCCAUUGCA
Molecule: messenger RNA, 733 nt
Organism: Nilaparvata lugens (brown planthopper)
Lineage: Eukaryota; Metazoa; Arthropoda; Insecta; Hemiptera; Delphacidae
Product: peroxidasin homolog
Exons: 7
Cellular component (GO): extracellular matrix
Molecular function (GO): protein binding
Source: RefSeq, a predicted model, not a curated record